AUGACGGUUCGUAGCACUCUGUUCUGGAGCCUGGUGGUGGCCUUCUUUGCCUUCUUCGCCUCGGUCGAGGUCGAGGCUACGCUGGCAAACCCUGUCAUGUGGAUUCUCUCACAGAAGAGCCUCAAGCAAGCUCGAGUUGACCCCAUUGUCUCGCCUGGCAGGGCUUCGAGUCACACCCACCAGUUUGUGGGCGCCAACGGCAUCAGCCAGGACACCACCACAGCGCAAGCUCUGGAAAGCGCAUCAAGCUGCACGACCUCGAACCUGCGCGCAGACAUGUCGGCCUACUGGACGCCUUCGCUCUACACGUACAACAACGCCACCAACACUUUCACGCCCAACCAGCUGAGCUUUGUCAACACGUAUUACCUCAUGAGGGGCAAUGUGCAGAUCACGGCGUUCCCCAAGGGUCUGCAAAUGCUGGGCGGUAACGCGAUGCGAAGAGGACCGGGACCCACGAAGCAAGCGGACAACACGGCAUCGUUCGUCUGCCUCAACUACAAGGAUGGAAGCAGUCAGACGCAGACGAUCCCCGACCGACCGUGCCCGCAGGGCUUGAGGGCACAGAUCCUGUUCCCUUCGUGCUGGAACGGUAAGGAUCUCACCUCGUCGCCGACGGACCAAACGCACAUUGUCUACCCGAUGGGUGACAACGCUGACAACGGACAGUGCCCCUCGACGCACCCUGUGCGACUGCCGACACUGUUCUACGAAUUCAUCUACGAUGUGUCCAACACCGACAACUCGGGCAACUCCAAGUGGGUGCUGGCUAACGGCGAUGCGAUGGGCUACUCGAUGCACGGUGACUUCCUCGCGGCUUGGAACGAAACGAUCUUGCAGAAUGCCAUCGACCAGUGCAGCGGCAACUUGUUCGGAGACCUCGCUUCGUGCCCUCCGUUGAACUCGACGCUGGAUAGGGCGGGAUCGAGCAAGUGCAACGCUGCCUCGAGCGAGGCCGUGUACCCGCAGAGCAUUUCGUCGCUGCCUGGCUGCAACAUGAUCUGGAACGGACCCAACGCCGGCAAGGGACUGACAGCGGGAUGCGAUCCAAGCAAGGUGAUGCUGAAGCCUGACAACUGGACUGGCUCUUCGAACUCGAGCUCGUCCUCGGUAGCCGCACCUGCUAACCCUACGUCCACGUCCUCAAGCGUGGCCACACCGUCUUCGUCCACGUCCUCGAGGGCGACCACAACGUCUGCGAGGUCGUCGUCGACGUCUACUUCGACAAGGACUACUUCGACGGCGGCACAGCCGGCAGCGACGUGCGUGUGCCCGAGCAGCGGAACGGCGUCGACGCAGCAGAAGGCGACGACAAACAGCCAGUCAAAGCACACGGCACCCAAGCGCAGCAACAAGAAGCCUGCCAAGAAGCAAAACAAGCCGCGUUCGCUUCACAGGGAGGUUGACGCGGUCAGGAGGGAUGCGAGAAUCGUGCUGCAGAGCAUCGUCGAGAGGUUCACUGUGGCCCUCAAUGGAACGGGCAGCGCAACGGAGCGUCUCGCCGAUGCUCAGCACCAGUUGACCAUCCUGGACGCAGCCCUGGCCGACUACGGCAUUGUAGCGACGACCACUACCGCUUAG
Messenger RNA from Kalmanozyma brasiliensis GHG001, 1581 nucleotides. RefSeq names its product protein of unknown function DUF1996. The transcript has a single exon. NCBI's taxonomy places the organism in Eukaryota, Fungi, Basidiomycota, Ustilaginomycetes, Ustilaginales. The record is from RefSeq and is a predicted model, not a curated record. The coding region runs from base 1 to 1581 and encodes 526 amino acids.